Molecule: messenger RNA, 2149 nt
Organism: Archocentrus centrarchus (flier cichlid)
Lineage: Eukaryota; Metazoa; Chordata; Actinopteri; Cichliformes; Cichlidae
Gene: fam151a
Product: family with sequence similarity 151 member A
Exons: 13
Coding region: 1-1797 (598 amino acids)
Source: RefSeq, a predicted model, not a curated record
AUGGGAGAAGAGGAUAACUGGAGAGAUGAAAAAAUCACUGGAGGAGCAAAAGAAAUGCAAAACAGGAUGAAGCCACAGUCUUGUGAUGAAGGUUUGGAGCGGGGUCGAAAGAAGCUCUGCGUUCUAACCAAACAACACCUGGUAAUGAUAUCUGUGUCUGUGAUACUCAUCAUCCUGCUGAUUAUCAUCACUGUCACAGCAGUGGUGCUCACUAAAAAGUCAGCUCUUUCCUCUGCCGCCUUUUCUGGUGGAGACAUGCUGGAGUACUUGGUGCAGUCGGGGAACAUCAGCGAACCGGACGGCCUGUUGGCCACCUGGUUUCACAGAGCCAACAGCAAGGAGGAUAUGAACAAAGCCCUCACAAGUGAUUCCAUGAUCUUGGAAGCUGAUGUCACUCUCAGGGGUUACGGAACGCCCGAUCAGCAGCCGGUCCCUAUCAUGGCACACCCUCCUGACAUAUACAGUGACAACACCCUUGAUGAGUGGUUGGAUGCUGUUCUAGCCUCUGGAAAAGGCAUCAAGUUGGACUUUAAGGCUGUGGAAUCAGUGGGUUUGUCACUGGACCUGCUUAAACAAAAGGAGAUUAUCACAGGAAUAAACAGACCUGUGUGGAUUAACGCAGACAUCCUCCGAGGUCCCAAUGUGCCAAGCUUUGUGCCUCCAAUCAAUGGAAGCAGAUUUCUGCAGUUAAUUCAGGAGAAGUUUCCUCAUGUGACUUUGUCUCCUGGAUGGCAGGUACUCUAUAUUCACCAAGUUACAAAUGGAACCUACUCCAGGGCCAUGGUGGAAGAAAUGUAUAACAUGAUCAAAGAUGUACCUCAAAGGGUGACAUUUCCAGUCCAUGCUAUGUUGGUUCGCAGCGGCUGGCAGCACUUGAGCUGGCUCCUCAACCAGUCGCCACGGUUCAGCCUGACUUUGUGGCAGGGUUCUGAUCACCCAAGUGUUAGCGACCUGCUGUUUGUCCGUGAUAACACCCACCCAUCACAAGUCUACUACGACAUAUAUGAACCCACACUGUCGGAAUUUAAAGCAGCUGCAGGUAAGAAGAGGCGAUUCUAUCCUGGUGGAGACCUGAUGGAGUUUCUUCAUCCAGCCCACAGCUCAGACACCAGCUUCAUCAAUGGAGCCACACAAAUGAACAGCCUGGGAGUGCGUUGGUUUCCAGUCACUGAUCAGGCCUCCCUGCUGGCUCAGCUUUCAGAUGGGGAUGGUGGGAUGCUGGUCAUUCAUGUGGCUUCUGACAGCAGUCAACCUGAAGUCCCUCUGGUAGAAGGUUCUGGAAGGAGCUCAGAGCUCCUCACACUGCAGGACAUUCUUCAGAUCCUUGGGCAGAUUGCUGAUACCCCCUGGGGUAUUUACCUGAGGGUCCAGAAUCAGCAGCUUCUGGAGGCCUCUCUUAGUCUACUGAGCUCUGCCUACAAGUCUGAGAAGCUCCACAGGCCUGUGUGGAUCAGCAUGGAGGGUUUACAGAGCAGUGACAGCACAAAGAUCUUCGUGUCCACAGUCGAGAGCCUGUUCCCAUACGUCACUCUGGUCCUGGCUGAGCAGAAUUGGCCUCCUCAGAUCCCAGCAGCAGUGACGGACGUGUCCCAGAGGGUGGCUCUACACCUCAACACAGCAUCGCUGCCCAAAGGGCAGGAGGAGCUUCACUCUUUAAUGGGAAUGAUGGACAGAUAUGACUUCAUAAUCGAGAUGGACACAAAGAAAAGUGCUGAAGUGCUCACAGUGUUGAAGGCACUCGUUCCACAGUGUACGGAGAGAGCAAAGAAAAACCUGUAUAUAUCUCACCUGUCCUGACUGAGCAUCAUCAGGAAGCCCUGUGAGGGGCUGGUCCAGGUUUGUCAGUCCUGCCUGAUGAGAAAUUCAUGCUGUUAUACUGAAGCCACCAGAUACCUGUGACCACAACAGUAAUUUUACCUGAUUGUCUUACUAAAAGACAUACAGUGAGGAUUCUAACAUGAACACUGCUUUGGGUUAUUGAAACUAAGGUUACAAUACUGAUAUAUAAUUGAUAUUAUAAUAUUAAUAAUAGUCAAUUAGCCUCUUAGCCCUUGUUAGCAAGUCAAACGUGUCUGUGAUUUGAUCUAGAGCAGCAGCUGGAGGGGACACAGACACUUAAACACUUUAUUAAUAAAUAUAACUGUAAAUA